Molecule: messenger RNA, 1129 nt
Organism: Hibiscus syriacus
Lineage: Eukaryota; Viridiplantae; Streptophyta; Magnoliopsida; Malvales; Malvaceae
Product: F-box/kelch-repeat protein At2g44130-like
Exons: 1
Coding region: 38-1081 (347 amino acids)
Biological process (GO): regulation of phenylpropanoid metabolic process; negative regulation of cytokinin-activated signaling pathway
Molecular function (GO): protein binding
Source: RefSeq, a predicted model, not a curated record
UGGCCUUUGGGACUGAAAGCUUCUAGAAACUUGAGAAAUGCAAAGUUGUGAUAUUUCGACCGAGUUGGUUCCGGGUUUACCCGAUGAACUCAGUCUUGAGUGCUUAACUCGGCUACCUUACACAGCUCAUAGAGUCGCCUCCCGAGUCUGUCACCGAUGGAGGGAUUUGCUCCAAAGCCAAGAUUUUUACUAUCACCGAAAAAAAUUAGGGUACACCCAGAAAGUCGCUUGCUUGGUUCAAGCCAUUAGCGGUGGAACCGUGAACGGACCUAAAAUACCGGGUGAGUUACCGAGUUAUGUAGUUGCCGUGUUUGAAUCAGUGAAUAGGUGUUGGUACAAACUUCCCCCUGUUCCCAAAUACCCAAUCGGGUUGCCUUCGUUUUGUCAAUUAGCAAGCUGUGAGGGGAAGCUUGUGGUGUUGGGCGGGUGGAACCCAGUGAGCUACGACCCGGUUACCGACGUUUUUAUCUACGAUUUCACGGCUCAGCAAUGGAGUCAAGGGAAGGAUAUGCCAUCGAAAAGGUCUUUCUUUGCGGUUGGAGCAUGUUCGGGUCGUGUCUAUAUUGCGGGCGGGCAUGACGAGAACAAGAACGCGCUGAGAACGGCGUGGGUUUAUGAUUUGAUAAACGACGAGUGGACUCAGCUGGGUGAGCUGAGUAAAGAGCGUGACGAGUGUGAAGGCGUAGUGAUCGGGGAAGACGAAUUCUGGGUUGUGAGUGGGUACGGUACGGAGAGUCAAGGUCAGUUCGACGGGAGUGCUGACGUUUACGAGUUCAAGUCGGGUCAAUGGAGGGUGGCGGAAGGUGUUUGGGAACCAGGUCGGUGCCCGAGAUCGAGUGCUGGGAUUGGAAAAGACGGGAAAUUGAUAGACUGGGCGGAGUUGGACCCUGUCGUUCGGGUCGGGUCGCGCGGGAUUACGCUUGGGGAUCUGGUCUUGGUCACCGGGUCGGAGUAUCAAGGUGGACCGCACGGGUUUUAUAUGGUGGAACUCAAGGGGGAGCAAAAUGGUAAAUUGAAAAAAAUCAGUGUGCCUGAUGAGUUUUCAGGGUUUGUCCAGUCGGGCUGUUGUGCGGAAAUCUGAUUAAGGCAGAAAACAAUGCAAAACUGUUGCUAAUUUCUGUUUUACUAC